AUGUGGAGAUCCGUUUUCUGGAGAUCGCAAAAUGCGUCUCGUAAUUUCGCCGUUACUCGAAUCUCGAAGAAGAAGACCCAGCCUCCAUCGCUAACCUCACUUUCCAGAGUCUCACACGUCGAGUCAUCAGGAAAUGCUUCUGCCCGAAACCUGAGGUUCUUCUCCACGAGCCAUACGGAAGAGAACACAGUCUCGUUACCCACGGAUGAGAUCCCAAUCUCUUCAGCGGCGGAGCUUACCCUUGAAGAAUCAAAUGCUUCCGAUUUGGGUUUUUCCGAAAGUGGCGAUUUUGGUGUAAACGGUACUUCCGCAGAAACAAUUGGUGGUGUUGGUGAAGAUGGAGAUUCAGCUACUGUUACAAUGGAAGCUUCUGAUGGUGGAUCCGUCGUAGAAGUCGGGGAUCCUCGAGCUGACGAGGUAACUCAAUUUGACGACGAAAAGUUGGAAUCUGUGCUAUCUUUGUUACGAAGUGACGAAGAGUCCUUGGAGUUUGGUUUGAAGGCGCUCGAUAUCGAUUUACACUUAGAUCUUGUGGUCAGAGUGUUUGAAUCCCCAGGGAUUUCAGGUAAGAAUCUGAUUAGGUUCUUGAAGUGGGCAACUAAGAAAGAGGAGAUUACUCUUACCGCAUCACUUGUAGAAUCUCUUGUCGUGGCAAUUUCUGGCGAUACACGUAGAUUAGAUGCUUAUGCUUUGUGGGAUUUGUUUAAGGAGAUUGGUGAGGAUGAGAAGAGUAGUGUUUUGAAUUUGGAGAUACUGAACGAAUUGAUCGCCUUGUUCGGGAAGAUUGGUAAAUCCAAAGCUGCUUUCGAUGUGUUCAGUAAAACCGAAGAGUUUGGGUUUACUCCCAACGCGAAAACUUAUUAUGUGACCUUGGAGGCGCUUUGUAAGCGGUCGUUUAUGGAAUGGGCAUGCUCUGUGUGCGAGAAGAUGCUUAAGAGUGGUGUGUUACCAGAGGGAGACCAGAUUGGUAACAUCAUAACCUGGUUUUGUAAGGAAGGGAAGGCCGAAGAGGCUUACUCGGUCUACGAACUGGCAAAGGCUAAAGAGAAAUCCCCGCCUCCUAAAGCUGUUACUACUCUGAUAAGUGCGCUCUGCAAGAAUGAUGGGACUGUCGCGUUUGCUCAGGAGAUGUUGAGUGAUUUAUCUGGAGAAGCUAGGCGACAUGGGAUCAAACCGUUUUCUGACGUUAUCCGUAGUUUAUGCAGGAUGAAGAAUGUUAAAGACGCUAAAGCUUUGCUUUUGGAUAUGAUUUCUGAAGGCCCUGCUCCUGGGAAUGCGGUUUUCAAUCUGAUUGUCCAUGCUUGUUCGAGAAGUGGAGAUCUUGAUGAAGCAAAAGAGGUUUUGAAGUUGAUGGAGAGUAGAGGUUUGAGACCAGACGUGUACACAUACACCGUCAUCAUUAGCGGUUAUGCUAAAGGAGGGCUGAUGAAGGAAGCUCAAGAGAUUCUAGCAGAAGCGAAGAAGAAACAUAAGAAGCUUAGUCCUGUGACAUAUCACGCACUCAUCAGAGGCUACUGCAAGAUUGAAGAAUACGAAGAAGCUCUUACACUUUUGAAUGAAAUGGAUCGUUUCGGUGUGAAGCCUAAUGCCGACGAGUACAGUAAGCUGAUACAAUCAUUCUGCCUCAAAGCCUUGGAUUGGGAAAAAGCAGAGAUGCUGUAUGACGAGAUGAAGCACAAGGGCUUGCACCUCAAUGCGAUUACUCAGGGGCUGAUAAGGGCAGUUAAAGAGAUGCAUUCUGAUGCCAAGGUAACCGAAGAUGUUGCUGCAGCAUAG
This is a messenger RNA of Thlaspi arvense, 1776 nucleotides long. The record is from the annotation of a GenBank genome assembly. NCBI's taxonomy places the organism in Eukaryota, Viridiplantae, Streptophyta, Magnoliopsida, Brassicales, Brassicaceae.